Messenger RNA from Penicillium brasilianum, 2142 nucleotides. NCBI's taxonomy places the organism in Eukaryota, Fungi, Ascomycota, Eurotiomycetes, Eurotiales, Aspergillaceae. The record is from the annotation of a GenBank genome assembly.
AUGUCCUCAUUCUCAGAUAAUCAGCAACCGUCGUCAUCUCAGUUCUAUCCACCACAAUCGGCACAGCCACAUAAUUCAAUAUUUGGUGGCCCUAGCAGCGAUGCUGAUCCACCACCAUCUUCUCUGCCGGAGCCGAUUCGAAGGUCUCGAGGGUCUCUAUUCGGUGGGCCGAGCGGGCUGGAUAUUAUUCCCGAGCAGGACAAUGCAUCUGGCUCCGUGAGUGUGGGUGAUAUCGAGGCUGAAGAAGAUGAUUUUGACCUGAUCAUGCGAGAGAGGCCGUUAGACGCCUAUUACGGAUCUGAUGGGGACAGCUUUCGAGGAAGCGACGGAGGCAAAGACGAAGACGGCGGCCAAAGACAGUCGGAAUUAGACUCCGGUCCUCGGUGGAAGCUCAAACAGCCGAUAUUGCCAUCCUCGCCUGUGGAAAUAAGAUCUGCACCAGUGGCUACAACAUAUGUACUUGAUCGCGGCCUUGACCUGCCAGCUCGCGCGGAGCGGCCGAAUCGCUGGGAUGGGCCCCGAUCCACGUACAGACGACUUACUGCUGAUGACCGGGGAGCCUACGAAGCAAUACUCACCAAUCGAGCUAGAGACCUCGCGGCUCAUCUAUACAAUGCUUAUACCACUCGCACUCGACGCAAUCACGCUCGGGAUGCGCAUCAAGACCCCCAAGAGCCUGAUGGGCAAGAGCGAAUCUUCCCUCCCAGACGCUGGAUCGCUUGGCCGAGGCCUGCUACUGAUGUGCCGCGCCCGGAUGAGACAAUACGCCGGCAACUUGAGGGACCUGAUUCAAUACGGAUGCCACCCGAUUUGCGUCCUAGCUCAGAUCUGGAAGAGUCUAUUGUCGCGGCUAUGAUGAAGCAGGCCAAACAAACCUUCAUGGCACGUGAUUGGGACCUGGAGGAGGUGAAAGUCAAGCGUAUGAGGAGGGUGGAUGAUCCUGAUGGCAUGAAAGAUGAAGAUAUGAAAGAUUAUGAUGAUGAGAAGGAGGAUGAUCCUCUUCCAGAUGCAGUGCCGCUCCAGCCAGUCGUCCAAGCUGAUGACGGUGCAUCGAGACAACAACUACGUCCAUUAUCUCGAAAUGUCAUUACCCAGGUGGACCGUCUUUUAAUGGGAUUGCACCAUUCUGUGAAGAGUCGCUUUCACGAUGAUGAAUCCGGCAGUGACUCCGAAGGCGAAGUAGAUGAUACAGACUACGACGAGACAUCCCGAUCGCGGUCCAGGCGGGCCAGUGGGAGCAGAAGCCGGUCACGCGGCCGUAAACGCGUCCGUCGGAAUUCAACCCAUUCGCAGACAUCAAGCCAUUGCUCGGGAAGUGUUCGAUCAUCCACUGCAGGUCGUACUCUGCAGGGAAGUGUGCGCAGUACCUCGCGAUCUCGUGGACGGUCUCGUACCUCUCGAGGUAGCAGUGAUGUUUCCUCGAUGAAAUACAGAUUUGGUCUGCGCGACUGGAGUGAGGUCAUGGGCCUUGCUGCUAUGAUGGGUCUCCCGGAUGCAGCGGUGAUGCGCGCUUCGAAGCGAUGCGCCGACCUCUUUGAACAAGACAUGACAUUCCACACUUUCCACGAGGGCCAAUUCAGGAAAGUCUCUCGUCUACAGGAAACACCUCGAUCCGGUUGGGAAUGGGAGUACCGUGAAAGCGACUCCGACACAGAGGUCCUGCCUGAACCAGAGCAACUGAGUCCACCACCUGGUCCCGCUCCAGAUCCAGGCCCAUCCCCGCGUAAGCGCAAAUCAAAUCCUAGGGUGCGAUCACAGUCGGAAUCACAAUCAAGGCGACAUCGCUCUACUUCGGCUGCCACUCCGGCAGCCUCAACCAUCGCGGUCGAGAUACCAAACUCUGUAUCCGUUCCUGCUCUUCAGAACCAGACCGAUUCCGAGAGCCAACCUCAACUCCCUCAAGUAUCACAAAUACCACAAGUGCAACAAAUGGAACAAGCGCCCAGAGGCAAAGGCAAACAUCGUAAGAACGACCUUGUCUGCCCUAUCAAACGAUGCUCGCGGCACACGAAUGGCUUUUCCCGGACUUGGAAUCUUAAUCUGCAUAUGAAACGGGUGCACCCAGGUUAUACGCCUGGGGAUCGUGAGCGAUCCCGAUCUCAAAGCACGCCUGGAGGUGUCGAAUUGAUUGAGAUUGACUAG